GUAAAGAGCUGCUGCUGGAACGCUAAAGAAAUCCUGACAAAGGAGUCGAACGUACAGGAGGUGCGAUGUCCCGUCACAGUCUGUGGGGAUGUCCACGGCCAAUUUCACGACCUCAUGGAACUGUUCAGAAUCGGAGGCAAAUCACCAGACACAAACUAUUUGUUUAUGGGGGACUAUGUUGACAGAGGCUAUUAUUCAGUCGAAACAGUCACAUUGCUUGUAGCUCUUAAGGUCCGAUACCGUGAACGCAUCACAAUUCUCCGAGGGAACCACGAAAGCAGGCAAAUCACACAAGUAUAUGGUUUCUAUGAUGAAUGUUUAAGAAAAUACGGAAAUGCAAAUGUUUGGAAAUACUUCACAGACCUUUUUGAUUACCUGCCUCUAACUGCCUUGGUGGAUGGCCAGAUUUUCUGUCUACACGGUGGCCUCUCUCCAUCGAUAGAUACACUGGAUCACAUCAGAGCACUUGAUCGCUUGCAGGAAGUUCCCCAUGAGGGUCCAAUGUGUGACUUGCUAUGGUCAGACCCAGAUGAUCGUGGUGGCUGGGGCAUUUCUCCUCGAGGUGCAGGUUAUACGUUUGGACAGGAUAUUUCGGAAACCUUUAACCAUGCUAAUGGCCUUACGUUGGUUUCGAGAGCUCAUCAGUUGGUAAUGGAGGGGUACAACUGGUGCCAUGACCGAAAUGUAGUAACGAUUUUCAGCGCUCCAAAUUAUUGUUACCGCUGUGGCAACCAGGCUGCAAUCAUGGAACUUGAUGAUACUCUAAAAUACUCCUUCUGUGCUUUUCAGCUUGCAGUUCGAUCCGGCGCCGCGCAGAGGUGAACCGCAUGUGACUCGUCGCACCCCAGACUACUUCCUGUAAAGAGAUUUUAGCCCUGUACAGUAUUGCCAUGAACCGUAUGUUGACCUAAAGAAAAUGGGAAGAGCAACAGUAACUCCAAAGUGUCAGAAAAUAUUUAACAUUCAAACUUGUUUUCACAUGGACCAAAAGACGUGCCAUAUUCAAAUACAAAGCCUCUUGUCGUCAACAACUGUGACCACUUUAGAAUGAACCAGUUCAUUGCAUGCUGAAGCAACAUUGUUGGUCAAGAAAGCAGUUUCUGGCAUAGCGCUAUUUGUAGUUACUUUUGCUUUCUCUGAGAGACUGCAAAUAAUAAGAUGUAGACAUUAACACCUCGUGAAUACAUUUAACUUUCCAUUUAGCUCUAGCUUUAUUCAGCAUGACUGUAGAUAAGGGUAGCAGCAAACAAUCAUUGAAGCUUAAAGAACAUUUUUAAAGUAAGUACCAAGGCCUCAUAUUUGUUCUGAAACUGUUGGUUUUAUUUUCAGGGAAUACUGUUUAAUUUAAUUGUAUUUGAUUUUCUUUUUUUUUGUCUGCACUCAGUUCCCUUUUCCACUCUUGGCCCUUCCAUAUUGUCCCUUGUAAUUGUCCAAGGAUAGUGAAUUACUUUGAACAGAACUGUUUUUUUCUGUAAAACAAUGUGACUGCAGGACAGAGCUGCAGUGUUUUUCAUAAUAAACUUGUGAACUAAGUAUGGAAA
This is a messenger RNA of Nestor notabilis (Kea), 1541 nucleotides long. Its product is annotated as serine/threonine-protein phosphatase 2A catalytic subunit alpha isoform-like. Lineage: Eukaryota; Metazoa; Chordata; Aves; Psittaciformes; Psittacidae. Bases 115 to 822 code for a protein of 235 amino acids. Gene Ontology annotation, cellular component: cytosol. The record is from RefSeq and is a predicted model, not a curated record. Gene Ontology annotation, molecular function: protein serine/threonine phosphatase activity. Gene Ontology annotation, biological process: peptidyl-serine dephosphorylation; mitotic cell cycle. The transcript has 7 exons.